This is a messenger RNA of Bombina bombina (fire-bellied toad), 2574 nucleotides long. Its product is annotated as protocadherin gamma-C5-like. Gene Ontology annotation, biological process: homophilic cell-cell adhesion. Gene Ontology annotation, cellular component: plasma membrane. The record is from RefSeq and is a predicted model, not a curated record. NCBI's taxonomy places the organism in Eukaryota, Metazoa, Chordata, Amphibia, Anura, Bombinatoridae. The transcript is spliced from 2 exons. The coding region runs from base 127 to 2574 and encodes 815 amino acids. Gene Ontology annotation, molecular function: calcium ion binding.
CACAAAGGAGAGCUGUUGUUUUUCUCAAAUUCUAUGGAUGUUUUAAAUGCAAACUAAUAGAGAUUGAAACCUAAAUGCAUACUCAUGGGAUUAUAAAAGGACCUAUAUUUCCUAUCAUCUCAAGAUAUGGACAUCAGAAUCUCCUUAAAGGCUUGGAUAUGGCAAGUAAUAUUAUUAUUUCUUUAUAGCUGGGGCUGGGUCUCUGGGCAGCUUCGCUAUUCUAUUAUUGAGGAGUCAGAGCCAGGCACAUUAAUAGGGAAUGUAGCUCAGGAUCUAGGAAUAAGCCCGGCAGAUAUUAAUAAAAGACAGCUGAGUUUGGGAUCUGAAGGGAGCAGCAGAUUUUUUUCUUUGGAAAGAGGAGCUUUGACUGUAAAAGAGAGGAUUGAUAGAGAAAGUCUGUGUGGAUCGAUCUCAAGCUGUUUAAUACAUUUAGAGAUAGCAACUGAAAAUCCCUUGGAACUGUUCAAUUUGGAAAUUGAAAUUUGGGAUAUAAAUGAUAAUUCUCCAACAUUUUUAAAUGUUAAUCAGGUUAUAAAAAUUACAGAAUUAGUAGCUAGUCCUGGAAUGGUAUUCCCUUUAGAAACAGCAGAGGACCAAGAUGUGGGAAUUAAUAGUGUUACUGAGUAUAGACUGAAUCCAAACCCUUAUUUUACUUUGCUUGUUAAAAAUCAUAAGAAUGGAAUAGUGCUUCCUGAAUUAGUGCUAGAAAAAAUUUUAGACAGAGAAGAAAAAAAAGAGCACAAUCUAAUAUUGACUGCUUCUGAUGGAGGAGAAAACUCUCGAACAGGAUCAUGUGAGGUUACUGUUAUAGUUCAAGACAUCAAUGAUAAUGCACCAGUGUUUAAUCAAUCAAUAUAUAAAAUCAGUUUAUUGGAGAACCUGCCAUUAAAUACAGUUGUAAUAAAACUCAAUGCUACAGAUCUGGAUGAAGGAUCCAGUGGGGAAAUUAAAUAUUCCUUUGUGCAACACAGGUUAAAUACAGCAACAGAAAUAUUUGACCUAAAUCCACAAACAGGAGAAAUAUUUGUUAAGGGGAAUAUAGAUUUUGAAAAAUCACAAUUAUAUGAAUUAAACAUCAGAGCAACAGACAAAGGAGUGCCUGAAUUACAGGGGCGCUGCCUUGUUCAGAUUGAAGUGCAAGACGUUAAUGAUAAUACUCCAGAAAUUCUUUUUACUUCCAAGGUAAAUAAAGUACCAGAAAAUGCACCACUGGGAACUGUUGUUGGCUUUAUCAGUGUCAGAGAUAAAGAUUCAGGGAGAAAUGGAGAGAUAAAAUUAGAUGUAUCACCAAAUGUACCUUUUAAAUGUCAAUCCUUAAACAACCGGUAUUCAUUAGUCACUAGUGGAUAUCUGGAUAGAGAAAAGGAAUCUCAAUAUACUAUUAAGCUUACUGCAUCUGAUUUAGGUUCUCCACCUUUAUAUAAUCAGACUGUAUUUAUCCUAAAUAUAUCUGAUGUUAAUGACAAUCCUCCAACAUUUGUGCAGCUGGUUUACACUGCCUUCAUCAAAGAAAACAAUGAACCAGGCAGCUUAUUGUGCACUGUAUCUGCUACUGAUCCAGAUGAGGGAGCUAACUCAGAUGUAUCUUAUUCUAUUAUUGAAAGCCAAAUAGAUGGUUCUGCUGUCUCUUCUUUUGUGUACAUCAACUCUCAAAAUGGUAAUAUUUAUGCGCAGCGUGCUUUUGACUAUGAGCAGAUUCAGGUAUUACAUAUCACAGCAAGAGUGGAAGAUGCAGGAUUACCCAAAUUAUUUUCUAAUGUUUCAGUCUUCAUAUUCAUUAUGGAUACAAAUGAUAACACCCCAUCAAUAUUGUAUCCACAAUACUCAAUGGAGCUCAUCACCCAAGAAAAUAUUCCAAGAUCAGCAUCUGUUGGUUAUUUGGUCACAAAGGUGUCUGCAGUGGAUCAGGAUUCAGGUCACAAUGCCUGGCUUGUCUAUAGUCUCCCUGAAUCUACCAGUAACACUUUAUUUCAAAUCUCAGCAUACUCAGGAGAAAUAAGAACCAUACGUGACAUCCAUGAUGCAGAUAAUACUGAGCAACAGCUUGUUGUUUUAGUCAGUGACCAUGGGGAUCCAUCCUUGUCUACUACAGUCACCAUACAUGUAAAUAUAAUAGACAACAUAAUAAAUGAUCAACCAAAAUCUCAGAAUUUCCUUACAAAUUCUAAACCUACACCAGACUUAACUUUAUAUUUAAUUAUUUCACUGGUGGCAAUCAGUUUGGUUUCGCUUGUAACCUUUGCAAUAUUGCUUGUGAAAUGUUUAAAAGGAAGAAACUAUGACAGUAGUUGCAGGCCUUGUUUUUCAAACAAAUCUCAACACAAGCAGUAUGCAGGAGAGUAUCAGCCAACACUUUUCCUGAAUACAGAUGGAACCUUAAAAUACAUGGAAGUGAGGAUGGCACCUACAGAACCUCAAGGGCAAUGCUACCAGGCUUGUUUUCCUACAGCAUCAGAAAAUAAUGAAUUCACCUUUAUGAAGCCACAAAAUUUUCCACAGCUGGGAGAGUUGGUCAAUAAAACAGAGUCCACAUCUGAUUUAAAUAUUUCGACCAAACCAAAUCAGUUGUAUUAA